Amoebophrya sp. A25 is the source of this 434-nucleotide messenger RNA. The record is from the annotation of a GenBank genome assembly. NCBI's taxonomy places the organism in Eukaryota, Dinophyceae, Syndiniales, Amoebophryaceae.
CGAGCAAAUUAUGAAUGCAGACCAAGUAGAUACGGGAACGGGAAGAAGUAGAAGGAAUAGUGAAAGGAGCGAAGACCAUGCUGAUCAUGGUGAUGUGCGCGAAGAUAACUUCUACGCAACUGGAGAACGAGAAGCAGCUGCACUAGAAGGUAGUUCUAGAGGGAAAAACGAAAAUGAUGAUCUUCAAGAGCCAGUAGUAAUAGGAAACGUGGGAAGAUCAUCAGCUGAAGGAGCUGGAGGUGAAUCUCCACCGAGCAAUGUCCAGCAGUUUAGAAUACACUCUUCUUCAUCCUCCUCUGGAAACAGUAGUGACGCAGUGGAGUCAUCUGGUGGGGAAGAGCCUUUUAGGGAUAACAACAGGAACUCUGUUGAAGAAGGAGCAGAAGACCCCUCGAGUCGAAGAAGUCCUUCUCCUUUUACGGCUUAGUGCAUUG